Microtus oregoni (creeping vole) is the source of this 1723-nucleotide messenger RNA. RefSeq names its product interleukin-13 receptor subunit alpha-1-like. The transcript has 11 exons. Gene Ontology annotation, cellular component: external side of plasma membrane. Gene Ontology annotation, molecular function: protein binding; cytokine receptor activity. The record is from RefSeq and is a predicted model, not a curated record. NCBI's taxonomy places the organism in Eukaryota, Metazoa, Chordata, Mammalia, Rodentia, Cricetidae. The coding region runs from base 1 to 1260 and encodes 419 amino acids. Gene Ontology annotation, biological process: cytokine-mediated signaling pathway.
AUGUUCCUGAGCUCAACUGAAGAGAGUGCAAUUGAAAAGGAGGUUUGUAAACUCAGAAAACAGCUGGAAGUUCAGCCACCUGUGACGAAUUUGAGUGUCUCUGUUGAAAACCUCUGCACAAUAGUAUGGACGUGGAGUCCUCCCGAGGGAGCCAACCCAAACUGUACUCUCAGGUACCUUAGUCAUUUCGAUGACAAACAGGAUAAGAUAAUUGCUCCAGAAACUCGUCGUCUAAAGGAAGUACCCCUAAAUGAAAAGAUCUGUCUGCAAGUGGCGUCCCAAUGUAGUACCAAUGAGAGCGAGAAGCCUAGUGCGGUGAGGAGAAAGUGCAUCUCGCCCCCUGAAGGUGAUCCUGAGUCUGCUGUGACUGAACUCCAGAGUAUUUCGCACAACAUGACCUAUAUGAAGUAUUCCUGGCUUCCUGGAAGGAAUACAAGUCCUGACACAAACUAUACUCUUUACUACUGGUACAGCAGCCUGGGGAAAGUUCUUCAGUGUGAAAACAUCUAUAAAGAAGGUCAACGCAUGAGCUGUUCCUUUAAACUGACUAAAGUAGAUUCGAGUUUUGAGCAGCACAACAUUCAAAUCAUGGUCAAAGACACUGCUGGGAAAAUUAGGCCAUCCUUCAAAAUAGUGUCUUUAAUUUCCCGUGUGAAACCUGGUCCUCCACAUAUUAAACAUCUUUUCUUCAAAAAUGAUGUCUUAUUUGUGCAGUGGAAGAAUCCUCAGAAUUUUAGCAGCAGAUGCUUAUCUUCUGAAGUGGAUGUCAAAAACAGUCAAAAUGGACUACAUUCUCCUUUCUCUGUUGAAGAGGACAAAUGCCAGAAUUCAGAAUUUGAUCAAAACAUGGAGGGUGCAGGCUGUUUCAUCCUCCCUGGUGUUCUUGCUGACACUGUCUACACCGUCAGAGUAAGAGUCAAAACAAACAGGUUAUGCUUUGAUGACAACUACCUGUGGAGUAACUGGAGCGAAGCCCUGAGCAUUGGCAAGGAGUCGAACUCCACAUUCUACAUAACGAUGUUACUCAUCAUUCCGGUCAUUGUUGCAGGUGCGAUCAUUGUCCUUCUUCUUUACCUGAAAAGGCUCAAGAUCAUUAUAUUUCCUCCAAUUCCUGAUCCUGGCAAGAUUUUUAAAGAAAUGUUUGGAGACCAGAAUGAUGAUACCCUGCACUGGAAGAAGUAUGACAUCUACGAGAAGCAAUCCAAAGAGGAAACGGAUUCUGUAGUGCUGAUCGAAAACCUGAAGAAAGCAGCUCAGUGAUGGGGAGAACUGACUUCUGGUCUUCUAUCAAUGUGACCCUGUGAAGAUUCACUGCACUCUCCAUCUGUUAUCCGAGGGCUUGUUAAAUAGAAAUCGAAACUACUGGACCCUUGAAGCGCAGGCAGCUCCUAAGAGAGCCAUGGCUUUUUCAUGUCAGUUUUGCACCGAAAAACCCAAACUAAUGGAGCUCUUCAAGACGAGAGCAGAACCUUUCUUGUUCUCGUUGACUCUUAAAAGCAGAUGUCCUUUGCCAAGUGUCCAAACUAGAUGACAAAGAAAAGGGGACAAUGAGCAUGGAUUCAUCUUAUCAGGAGUCAUGAUGACUUCCUUAAAGAAUCUCUGCUUGCUCUGUAUUCUUUGUGUGGAUUAACACCACGAAAUUUUACUUGUGAGGAAACUCACUUGGGGUGUGUAUGCUAGUGCUGAACUUGAUUCCCAGAGAACAUCUAACAAACAAAACUGA